Messenger RNA from Anastrepha obliqua, 1838 nucleotides. RefSeq names its product TBC1 domain family member 20. The transcript has 4 exons. Gene Ontology annotation, molecular function: GTPase activator activity. The record is from RefSeq and is a predicted model, not a curated record. Gene Ontology annotation, cellular component: endoplasmic reticulum membrane. Gene Ontology annotation, biological process: endoplasmic reticulum to Golgi vesicle-mediated transport; positive regulation of GTPase activity. The coding region runs from base 177 to 1361 and encodes 394 amino acids. NCBI's taxonomy places the organism in Eukaryota, Metazoa, Arthropoda, Insecta, Diptera, Tephritidae.
CCUAGUGUCUGAUUAGAGCGUAUAGGUGUCCCAUAUUCGCUACAUUUGUUAAUAGAAUUCAUUUAUUUUGUAUUCGUCAUGUUUGCAUUGGAAUAAUUUUCCUCUAGUGAAUAAACAUCUGAAGAGUAGUUAUAAGUAUCUUGGCUUAUAGACGCAUCUGAAGACAAAUUGACAGGAUGACGAACAACGGCAAUGGUGGUAGUUUGCAGCAAAACGAAAUAAAAAUCGAUCAGCCACAGGAAUUAUGUUUUGAGAAAUGUCCAGAAAGUAGUGAGGAGCAACAAAAACGUUUGGAAAUCGAACGAUUACUGCAGGAAUACAAAGGUUGCAUACCCAUACAAAAGCUUCAAGAGGUUGCACGUUCAGAUCAUGGGUUAGUUACAGAUGAACUGCGACGUUUAUUGUGGCCACAGUUGGCUGGUGUGGAUACAUCAAAUUUGGAGCCUGCACCCAGUCUUAGUGAUUUAACGACACAUCCCGAAUACCAACAAGUGGUGCUUGAUGUGAAUAGAUCGCUUAAGCGUUUCCCGCCUGGCAUUCCAUAUGAACAACGUAUAGCAUUACAAGAUCAAUUGACUGUUUUAAUACUGCGUGUGAUAAAGAAAUAUCCUAAUUUGCGUUACUAUCAAGGCUACCACGAUGUAGCUGUGACAUUUUUGUUGGUCGUCGGCGAGGAGGUUGCAUUUGCGGUUAUGGAAGAGCUAUCGACCAAUCAUUUUUCAGAAUGUAUGCAGGAAACAAUGGAUGCUACGCAAAAACGGCUUAUGUUCAUAUGGCCAUUAGUCGAUUUUGAAAAUCCUCAAUUGUUCCAAUUUUUACAAGAAUCUGCAGUAGGUACACUAUUUGCAUUGCCCUGGUAUCUUACCUGGUUUGGACACAGUUUGAAUUCGUAUAAGGAUGUGGUGCGACUAUAUGAUUACUUCUUGGCAUCACCCAUUUAUAUGCCAAUAUUUGUGACUGCUGCCAUCAUAUUGCAUCGUGUAGAAGACAUUUUGAAGGUCGAUUGUGAUAUGGCCUCAGUGCACUGCAUUCUGUCCAAGCUUCCCGAUAACCUGCCUUUUGAAGAGCUUUUAAAAACAUCGAGUAUUUUGUAUGAUAAAUAUUCGUUGACAGUAAUUGAAAAACAUGUUGAGGAGUUAGUAAGGAGAGAAAAACUUCAACGGCAGUUAGAGGAGCAGCGUAUUCAAGAGCGUCGCAAGAAACUGGCCCGCAGCGCUCGUGCCGGUAAUAAUGUGUUAGCGCGAUGGUUACCGCAAGUACUCACUCCAAAAUCAAUGAUAGUAACGACAGCGUUCUCCAUUCUGGUUGGCAUUUGUGCGUACUACUACAAAAAUCAGUAUCUGUCGGCGGGAGUUAGUUGAGUAAGCAUUUACAUGCAGCCAAGCCAAAACCAUGCGCUGCGGCAUGCGACAACCCCCAUUUGUAACUGGAUGAUCGGCUUUUCAUUUUACUAAAUGCAAAAAAUAUUGUAAUAAAAAAUUUUAACCAUUCAUAUCCAUGGCUGGAAAAAUACGUUCACUACAUUAUACUAUAAGUUUUUCAUUGCUCUUCUAAGCUGGAAUUUUAAGGGUACUUUUUUGGUUUCAUAGUAGUUAAUUUAUGUAUAUUGAUAAGAAUAUUGUUAUGCAUUGUAUUUGUUAUUUACGAAUGGCUUUAAGUGAUUAAGAGCAUCACAUCUAGUAUGAAGCGGUGCACUAGCUGUAUCUAUCCACAUUCAUUACCAUAUAUACUCAUAUAAGUCCAAUGUAUUUAUACAACACGCAUAUGUUGCAAUGUAAAUUUUAAUCGAAGUUUAAUGUGAAUAUAAUAAAUUAAAAGGCAAUGUUAGAUUUCACAAA